This is a messenger RNA of Microthlaspi erraticum, 519 nucleotides long. The record is from the annotation of a GenBank genome assembly. Lineage: Eukaryota; Viridiplantae; Streptophyta; Magnoliopsida; Brassicales; Brassicaceae.
AUGAGCUCCGUCGUCUAUCUCAUGAUCCGUGAUGAUUUCUCCGUCCUAUCUUUUGGAUUUGCCGACCAAAAUGUGAUUUUAUGGUCGCCUGUGAAGUUUGGUGGACUUUGGUCACGCCGUUUAGGAGUUGGCCGUAGUUGGCUUCCUUGUGCGCGGUAUGGCCGAGAGAAAUUGGUGGCCGCCUUGUUUCGUGUGAUGGCCUGUGUAUCUCCUUGUAACCUCCCUUUGGCCGCCAUAUGCAUGUUGGUUUUGAGGUUGGUUAUAGGUUGUAGGUCGGUUAGGGCAUUGAAGUGCUGGAAAAGGAAAGUUUCCCAUGAGCCAAGCCUUCUUCUCCACGUCGUGUAUGGGCCGACAUUGUACCAAGGAAAGCUCCAAACAUUAGCCAGGCCUCUUCUUUAUUCAAUCAAGGCCUUUGGCGCUGCUGCUCGGGCCAUUAGACACUCCAAAUCCUCCAUGGGCUUCGUUUACUCGCUUACCGGACAUGUCUCGGUAGAAAAUAAGUCUAGGCCUCAUAGUUGA